AGAGACUUCCGCUAGUCUUGCUAAGAGACAGCCUUUUGAUUUUGGGGGUCGGUUAGCCGCGUUAGCUUCUGUUUGCUAUGUGUGAGCUACUCUCUGCUGCAGCAAUGUCUCUGUCUCAGUCUCUGAGAGACUUUAUCAGGGAGCGACUGACUGCCGCUGCCGAGGAAAUAUUCACGGAGUUUGAUAAAACCAUCGUCCAGUACGAGGAAGAGCUGGACCGCCAGCGGAGGCUGCUGGAAAUCUGCUGGAACCCCGAAAUAAACCGAAAGAGAAUAGACUCUCCGCAGCAUUAUGACUGGAGCGGGGAAGAGUUUCUCAAUAACCAGCAGUUCUGCAGCCAGGAGAGGAGCUCCAAUUUACCCCAGAAGGAAGUCGAUCCUCUGCAAGCGAAAGGAAAUCAGGGUGAAUUUGAAACUCAGGAGAUCAACGAGGAACAGGAGAGAACAGAACCGCAGAUGAAAGCAGCCAAUCAGGAAGAAACAGAACAUCCACAGGUAAAGGUAGAGCAGGAGGAACUCUGUGUCAGCCCAGAGAAAGAGCCUCAGGUCUUGAGGCAGGAGACUGAUAUCUUUGACGAAGACCUUACUUAUGAAGAAAGAGACGAUGUGGAAGAGCAACCAAGUCGGGACCCAAUCCAGAUCCCUUCAGAACUUGAGAACCAGAACCAAGAAAAUAGCAUUGACGAGGACCCGGAGUCCAGCAGAGAUGAAGAACUGAGACAAAGUAAGCGGGGUUGGGAAAGCAGAAGACAUGGUGAACACCAAGACAGUCCAAGGGUAAAAAGACAGAAGAAAACAAACAACGAGAAACUGCCAGGUAACGUUUCAUCUCCGGGUUAUAUGACUGAUCAUAUGAGAAUUCACACAGGUGAGGAGCCUUUUUGCUGUGUGACCUGUGAUAAAAGGUUCCCCAGUAGAAAAACUUUAGCUCAGCAUAUUACAACUCACACAAACGAGAAGUCGUUCACAUGUAUCAUCUGUGGAAGAAGUUUCCAUCGAAUAAGUAAUUUGACCGUUCACAUGAGAAUCCACACGGGUGAGAAACCUUUCUCAUGUAUGAUCUGUAAAUCGAGUUUCAACCGGCGCUGCACUUUGACCGUUCAUAUGAGAACUCACACAGGUGAAAAGCCCUUCUCAUGCAAGAUUUGCGAAAAAAGGUUCACCAGACGAUUCUUACUGAACAAGCACAUUAAACUGCACACAGACGAGUCCUUUCUCAUGUACAAUUAAAGUGAAGAAAAAAGCUAAAAUAAUAAUGAUAGCAUCUAGGCUAGCGCUCUCAUGGUGACUUACACAGUAACAUACUCUGUGCAGUGUAAAAAAAAAAAAUUAAAAAAAUUAAAUUAGCAAAAACAUUAAAAAAAUAAUGCAGUCUGCAAUCCAGCUUCAAAGCAAAAAUUUUUGCUUAUAUGUUGAAGAACAUAAAGAGAAAAAUUAAUUUUAGCUCAUUUUUAGCUGCAGAGAAGCUCAUAUACUGACAUUGGCUGACGUGUAUUAUAGAUCGUGCUAAAGGCUGUGGGUCACUACCAUGUUUCAUAACGUUAAAUUGUUCCAUCUAGUGUUUCAAAUGUUAGCUAAAAAGCUAAUGUUAGAUGAAAUGCUGUCAGCAGCAUGCUGACUUUGACUAGCAUGUUGUUUAACAUUAACUAGACGUAGUAGGUAUUUAGUAAAUGCAGUCAAAGUGAUUUUAGCCCUCAUGCCAUUACCCGCAUGUUGACUACGUAAGUUCAUUCAUGUACUAUGCAAAUAGCAAUGUACCAGCUAAAAGUGUAUGAAGAGCAGAUUUUUAUUUGGCAAAUGCCAACAUCAGCAAGAGGAUGUUGACAAGGGGCUGCAUGGAACGUAAUGUCCUGACGGAGCAGGAUAUGGUGAUAGUUGAAAGAUCACAAAGUGUGCAGAAGUGGAAAAAAGUGUACGGAAAAAAGACGAGAAACUCAAGAGUGUGAAUAGUGUGAAACUGUAUUUACACGAACGAAAGUUGUCAAGCAGGUAUAACACAAAGUGUGUCAGCAGUUCUCUUUUUAUUUUUCUCCACUUGGUGUAAAACAUUUUCUAAAUGACUUGCAAAAUUAUUAAGUUCUUUUGUCCUUAUAAACUGUAAUUAUCUUUUAUGUUUUCGGAUUAGAAAAUGAACAAUGUUAUGGUUAGUGAUCAGUAAGGUUCAUGAAGUGUGAAGUAAUGUGUUAAAUGUGGUUUUAUUUUGGAUGUGUUUUUUUUUCCAUUUGUCUAUAGUAAAAUAAAAACUAU
This is a messenger RNA of Poeciliopsis prolifica (blackstripe livebearer), 2246 nucleotides long. Its product is annotated as zinc finger protein 583-like. Gene Ontology annotation, molecular function: DNA-binding transcription factor activity; RNA polymerase II cis-regulatory region sequence-specific DNA binding. NCBI's taxonomy places the organism in Eukaryota, Metazoa, Chordata, Actinopteri, Cyprinodontiformes, Poeciliidae. The transcript is spliced from 2 exons. The record is from RefSeq and is a predicted model, not a curated record. The coding region runs from base 78 to 1229 and encodes 383 amino acids. Gene Ontology annotation, biological process: regulation of transcription by RNA polymerase II.